AUGAGGUCCGCUUCUAGGCUGAGAAAGCACAGAGAGCGGCUGGCUUGUUCGGCAUGCCGGCAGAGGAAGCUCAAGUGUGACCGUGAAAGUCCCUGCGGCAGCUGUAUUCGCAGGAGAGAUGUAACAUCCUGCUCCUACGAAGUUUCCUUUGAUGACCUGAACCGCGACCGUCUCCGCCACACACAGGCCCAAGCACGUCUUGAACAUCUGGAGCACCUCGUCGGGUUACUCGCGGAACAACGUUCAAGCACCACUAUUGGAGUUCAAUAUGGCACUCCGGCUGUUGAGUUGCCACACGAUUCGGACACUGGGGAACGCACAAUCGCAUCAUCGUCUUCUCGCUCCGACCAGGCUGGAAGCGGUGCAACACACUGGUCAGCUAUGCUGGAUGACAUUCAAGCUCUCAGGUCUACACUCGAUCCUCCUGAGGGCAAUGACAUAGAUGAAGGAGACACGAGUGCUCCUCAGGCAGACGUUGGAAUGGGAAUGGACGUCAUGUUCGGCGCUGGCCUUUCACAAACCGUCAGCAUCGAACAAGUACUUAGUACUUAUCUUCCAUCCCGAAGGAGCACCGACCGCCUAGUAUCUACAUAUUUCCGCGUUCGGUCGUACAUCACGCCAUAUAUACAUUCAGUGCAAUUUCAGAGGCAGUACGAGGCUUUCUGGAGCGACCCUAGCGCAGCCUCGCCACUUUGGAUAUCAAUCCUCUUUUCAAUAUUGUUCAUCGCCGCCAACAUAUCUCGAACUGGCAAAGAAAAUGAGAUACCAGGGCAUGGAUUUACAGUUGCUGCCGCCCAGUGUCUCUCUCUGAGCGAGUAUUUCCGCCCCAAGGCCUUCUGCUUUGAGGCACUACUGCUUUAUCUCCAUUCACGCUUUGUCACUUGUCUGGAAAUCUCUCCGGAUAUGGGGGCUCUCAUCAGCGUGCUCGCCCACAUUGCCAUGAUUUCGGGCUAUCACAGAGAGAGUAGCGUUCCAAGUCUGAGUCCCUUCACAGCAGAGAUGCGACGCAGGGCAUGGAGUUCGUUCAUGCAGCUUGAUCUUCUAGUAUCCUUCCAUCUGGGUGUUCCGUCGAGAAUCACCUUGGCAGUCUCAGACACGCGGAUUCCAAGUAAUCUUCUCGAUUCCGAUUUCGAUGAACACAGCGCUCGACUGCCCUCCUCGCGACCGGAUUCUGAGCUGACUGGUGUGACAUUUUGCAUUCUAAAGCACAAAUUCAUGACAGUAUUCGACAAGAUUCUUCAACAUGCGCUGGUAAAUCCUUCACACGAGGUAAUAGACGCUCGCAUUGACUCCUUGGAUACCGAACUCAAAGACUUAUACGGAAACCUGCCGGAAUUAUAUCAGCCUCGGCCAAUCGAGAGUUGUAUCAUCGACCAUCCUCAACUCAUCGUCGCUCGCUUUUGUAUCUCUUCUAUAUACUACAAAAGCCUAUGUGUUCUUCAUCGUCCACAUGUGACCAAACAUCGAGAUAAGAGCAUUCGAAAAUGCUAUUCGGCAUCAUCUGCCCUGGUAACUGACCUUCUACAAGUCUACGAGGAGUGCAAACCUGGAGGCCAGCUGGAUACCGAGGAGUGGUUGAUGAAGAGUAUCACCUGGCAUGACUUCUUACUCGGUGUUACCACAUUGUGUCUUGUGGCCCAUGCAGCGAUCCAGAUCACCGAGGGAUUUUAUAUCAAUGAACUGAGUGUAAAGCUUCUGUUGGAAAGAGUCAGAACAAUGAUUCAAACUGAAAAUUCAGAAGAUGGAGCAAGGGCUCGAUCCAGAGUUCUAUCGAUAGUGGAAGCUACAAUCUCUCGUUUGAGGGCACAACAAAGCAGCGAAAGCAUGCAAAUCACAGCCGAUAUACAGGUGUCACCAAAUGGAACUGAGGGAAGGGGCUGGAAACAAGGGGAGGCCCAGCAAUACGAAACCAAUUGGGACUAUCUCGACGAGCUACUCGAUGCCUCUCAUGGAAUAUUUACCCCAGCAGAAGUAUAA
Molecule: messenger RNA, 1977 nt
Organism: Fusarium proliferatum ET1
Lineage: Eukaryota; Fungi; Ascomycota; Sordariomycetes; Hypocreales; Nectriaceae
Exons: 1
Coding region: 1-1977 (658 amino acids)
Biological process (GO): regulation of DNA-templated transcription; DNA-templated transcription
Cellular component (GO): nucleus
Molecular function (GO): zinc ion binding; DNA binding; DNA-binding transcription factor activity, RNA polymerase II-specific
Source: RefSeq, a predicted model, not a curated record